AUGGCCACAGUGUCGUCCACGGCGUCGCUAACGCUUGAACUCCCGCCAAGCUGUAUAUCAUUUUGUCCCUCCCGACCUCACCUUUUCGUCAUCGGCACGUACUUCCUGCAUCCACGGGAAUUUCAGGAUCGGGAGUUAUCAAGCUCGCAGGAUGUACUGGAAGACCCUACUGUGGAAACCGACGGCACGAGUGCCUCCGCCGAGGACUCACAUGUGGWCCGGGAGMAAAAGCGUACUGGAAGCCUAGUACUCUACCGCCUUAACCGGGAUGAUAAGAUCGUUUUCCUCCGGAGCGAGCCCACGGACUUUUCGAUUCUGGACCUACAGUGGUCACAGCAUCGCGAGCAACACGGCGAUCUGCUCGCGGUUGCAACAUCGACAGGGGUGCUCGCAUUCUAUAGGCUACACGGAUCGGAAUCAUCAGAAUCGGCCCAGCGACUCGUGCUGGAAUGCGAGAAGCAGAUAUGCGAUGCUACCACGCUCGUGCUGUCUCUCGCAUGGCAUCCAUUCCAGGCGCAUGUUCUUGGAGUGACGUUGUCCGACGGCAGGGUUUGCUUGUGCGAGAGUACCGCUGAGGGCGGCGUCUGGAGUCAAGACGGCGACAUACGCAUUACCGAUGUUCAUCAACACGAGCUGGAAGCGUGGACCUUGGCUUUUAGUCCUGAUUCGACAAGUGUCUUAUCUGGAGGAGACGACAUUGUGCUGCAGAGCUCGCAAAUCCAUGAUCCACAAAACCCCUUGCGGGUCUGGCAGGAUCGCAAGAUGCACGAGGCCGGCGUUACCGCUAUCUUGCCUCUUUCGCAGACCCUCGUCGUGACAGGGAGUUAUGACGAUCAUAUUCGAUUGCUUCUCACACCGGUCCCAGGAAGGCGUCAGAUUCUGGCAUCGCUCAACUUGGGCGGCGGAGUAUGGCGCCUGAAGCUGCUUGAAGGAUCUGUAAGCAGAAGUGAUGCUGGAGACUCAGCCUUGUCAGCAAGUUCAAGCUUCGUGCUGCUUGCCAGCUGCAUGCACGCCGGUACCCGUAUCGUGCGGCUUAUGCAAGGUGCGGAUAGCAACUGGACCUUUGACAUACUGGCCAAGUUCGAAGAGCAUCAAAGCAUGAAUUAUGGCACGGAUGUGCAGCCUGGCGAUAACAGCACAACGAAAACGAUAAUCAGCACAAGCUUCUACGACAAGUUGCUCUGUCUUUGGAAGUUUGAUUUGAAGUAA
This is a messenger RNA of Ramularia collo-cygni, 1209 nucleotides long. RefSeq lists its product as uncharacterized. The record is from RefSeq and is a predicted model, not a curated record. The transcript has 3 exons. Lineage: Eukaryota; Fungi; Ascomycota; Dothideomycetes; Mycosphaerellales; Mycosphaerellaceae. Gene Ontology annotation, molecular function: protein binding. The coding region runs from base 1 to 1209 and encodes 402 amino acids.